AUAACCGAACGGAAUACGUUAGUAGAGAAUCAGUCUGAUUAUGCUUCUUCGUAAUAUGUCUCGUGGUAGCAGGGUCCGGAUCAGUUACAAACUGGACGCUGAUCCAUUGAGAUCUCAUUUCUAAUUUGUACCAGUAAUCGAUCCCGGGCCGAUUUCUAAACUCUACAUUCGGAUUUUCACAGUAUGGUUUUCGGUUUUAGUCAAUCGUCACUAACCGGCAUUUUGUGGCUACAAUGGAUCGGAGGUCUUGCAGCUAUGACAAUGAUGUUCGUGAUUGGCUUGACAAUCGGUUGGGCCUCACCGUACCUAGCUCAAUUUUCAUCCGGCGAGUCGCCAUUUCCCGCCUCUGCAGUCGAGUGCUCUUGGAUCGUGUUGAUUUAUCAAUUGGGACGUCCGCUAGGAGCGGUCCUCGGCUUUCUUUGUAACCAAUACUUCGGCGGUAAGACGACGAUGAUCAGCACUGGCUGUGGACUGCUCUUCUCCUGGAUCCUCAUAAUCGCAGCGAAUUCUGUGACCUGGAUUUACGUAGCCAGGUUCAUUUCUGGGGCAGGAGCCGAGUUGGUUGGCAUCAGCUUUCCGCUUUAUCUCGGUGAAAUUUCGAGUCCAAAUUUGAGAGGUACUAUGAUAGCCAUGACGACGAAUGGUUUAACAUUGGGACUUCUUGCCGGUAAUACAAUGGGCGCCAACGUAUCGAUGAGAAUCUUUUCAUGUAUUAGUCUCGUACCAACCGCCGUUUUCACUAUCACUUUCGCAUUGUUACCUCAAUCUCCAUAUCAUCUCAUGAGCAGAAACAAAGUGAUGGACGCGGAGAAGGCCAUACUGAAAUACAACCCAAAAGCAGAUAUCUCAGUCGAGGUGGAUUCUAUUAAGCGAUUCGUCGCCUCGUCAAAUAAAGCGACUUUUUUCAGUCGUCUCCGAGAGUUCAAUAUUCUUCGGAACAAGAAAUCUGGAUUGAUGAUAAUAGCAUUGAACUUCUUCGCUCAAUCCUCUGGGGUGAACAUUUUCACGGCUUACUCGGAGAUCAUCGUGACGAGAGGCAUGGUCACCGUCAUUUCACCUGCCACCAUGGUAAUUAUAACGACCGGAGUCGGAGUUCUCGCUGGAUUUUCAAUGAUGAAUUUCUCCGACAAAUUUGGACGGAGAACGAUAUGGGUCUCCUCAAGCUGUGGACUUUUUGUAUCCAUGGCGGUGCUGGGAGCUCACUUUUACCUUCUAACUGAUGGGUUCGAUUCACGCUCUUUACAAUGGUUACCGAUAUUCUCCAUGAAGUUGUUUGCGGUUUGCUACAACUUGGGACUUCUUAGCAUUCCGCAUAUUCUGGUCGGUGAGCUUUUUGUAGCGAACAUUCGAGGUCUAGCUGCUCUAAUAUCUUGUUUAUCUGCGGCUAUUUUUGGUUUUGUUUCAAUCGAAAUGUACCAGCUGCUCUCAGAUUUCGUCGACGAAGGUUACGUUUACUGGAUAUAUGCAAUCUUGAUGCUCGUAUCUACUAUUUUUGGUAUGUUGGUAAUACCAGACACGAAACGGAUGACGCUAAUAGAAAUUCAAAAUAGUAUGAUGAAGAAGUGACAUCUUUAAGCAUUUCAAUCAUAUUGUGGCAAUCGAGAGUAUAUCUACGUUUUGUGAUUCAACAUCUAACGGUUAUAUUGGGUUUUGGCAACAGAACUUACACAACGGUCCAAUGAGGUAGACAGUGCGCGUAGAUAAGGAGAGUUGCAAUCAGUUUACCUAUCUUAACUUAUAGAGAGAUUGUCAAGACAAACAUCCCAUUACUUUGGUUGAAGAGCUACAAAUUUACGUGAAAAAAAUUAGAAUUACAUCAUAGGGCCAGAAAAACAAUCUAUGUGUCACAAUCACGGUUUAAAAUUGCUACUAGCUGGACCAUUGAUUUCGCCUGUUUAUCGAAUACUACAAACAUGCUGUUAUUGAAUGGAAAAUUAAUUCAUGAUAAAUUGCGUAUAAUGUAGUUCAAUUUUGUCUGCCGCCACAUAAUUCAGUACACAUCUAAUGUUUCGUACAUUAAAAAAAAAAGUUUUCCAGUGAAUAAAAUUCUCAUAAUCAGUGGUAAGACACGACUUAUGAUGUGUUUGCAAUGAAAGAAUGAG
Messenger RNA from Neodiprion virginianus, 2102 nucleotides. RefSeq names its product facilitated trehalose transporter Tret1-like. NCBI's taxonomy places the organism in Eukaryota, Metazoa, Arthropoda, Insecta, Hymenoptera, Diprionidae. Gene Ontology annotation, cellular component: membrane. Bases 184 to 1566 code for a protein of 460 amino acids. The transcript has 2 exons. Gene Ontology annotation, molecular function: transmembrane transporter activity. The record is from RefSeq and is a predicted model, not a curated record. Gene Ontology annotation, biological process: transmembrane transport.